Molecule: messenger RNA, 1164 nt
Organism: Maylandia zebra (zebra mbuna)
Lineage: Eukaryota; Metazoa; Chordata; Actinopteri; Cichliformes; Cichlidae
Product: sorting nexin-12
Biological process (GO): endocytic recycling; late endosome to Golgi transport
Cellular component (GO): early endosome membrane; retromer complex
Molecular function (GO): phosphatidylinositol-3-phosphate binding
Source: RefSeq, a predicted model, not a curated record
AGUGCGGAGUGUCCCGCACAGUACGGAACUGAGUCAACGCAUUUUUCUGAUUCAAGAAGGGUAGGGUAGGGCGCAAGGCGGCUGGCCCCCGCAAAGAGAGCUACACAAGUCGGCUACUUCCCCAGCUGAAGCGGUCAGCUAUCGAAAGCAGUUGAUGUCUUCAGAUGACAUUUAAGACUUCACUGUGUAUUUAGUUGGUUUGACGCUAAUUCUCCGUUGGUCGUCUGAAAAUCACAACCCGACAAAAUGUCAGAUCCUGUGGUGGCCGACACUCGCCGGUUGAAUUCCAAGCCCCAGGACCUGACUGAUGCUUACGGUCCCCCCAGCAAUUUCCUGGAGAUAGACGUUUAUGAUCCACAAAUCGUUGGAGUCGGACGGGGCCGUUACACAACUUACGAAGUUCGCAUGAGGACGAACCUUCCCAUUUUCAAAUUAAAGGACUCCUGUGUGAGGAGAAGAUACAGCGACUUUGAGUGGUUAAAGAAUGAGCUGGAAAGAGACAGUAAGAUUGUUGUACCACCUCUGCCGGGCAAGGCCCUGAAGAGACAGUUGCCCUUUCGCAGUGAUGAGGGUCUUUUUGACGAGUCAUUCAUUGAGGAGCGAAGAUCGGGCCUGGAGCAGUUUAUCAACAGAAUUGCAGGUCACCCCUUGGCCCAGAACGAGCGCUGUCUUCACAUGUUUCUUCAAGAGGAAACCAUUGACCGUAACUACAUUCCUGGAAAAGUACGACACUAGGGUUAUUGAGGGAUACGGGCAGUUGGGGGUUAAACUGUUGGGGCUGUAGAACGGACUGCCUCUUGCCUUCUCUUCCCUCCUAACUUCUCUUAAUCUCUCUCUUUGUCUGUCUCUUUCUUUCACUCUGUGGAUAUUAUUGCAAAGUCAUAUCGUCUUUAUCUUGGAGUUAGAGCAUGAACUUUGGCAACACAUAGAACAUGUUGAUGAUGUUUCAGACAACUUUGACUCCUCUCUUCCGUGUGCGUUUAUUUUAUAACUGUAUAUUAAGAAAAGCACCUGUCAGUAGCAUUCAUAAUAUCGUUAAUAUUUGGCACUAAAUAGUAAUUUGCAGGAAUGGAAACGGUGUACGAUACAUUCAGACUUUCCACAGAUGAGUGUCAUAUAUUCAUGAUUGUAAUAUAAUGUGAAUAAAGUAGAAUAACGUCUAAA